Postia placenta MAD-698-R-SB12 is the source of this 1605-nucleotide messenger RNA. RefSeq lists its product as hypothetical. NCBI's taxonomy places the organism in Eukaryota, Fungi, Basidiomycota, Agaricomycetes, Polyporales, Adustoporiaceae. The transcript has 11 exons. Gene Ontology annotation, molecular function: iron ion binding; monooxygenase activity; heme binding. The record is from RefSeq and is a predicted model, not a curated record. Bases 1 to 1497 code for a protein of 498 amino acids.
AUGGAGGAUAAGGCGCAGUACGUAUUUGCUCUGUUGGGGAUAUUGGCUACCCUGUACUUCGUACGUUGGAGUACUGAUCCAUUGCGACACAUCCCUGCGAUUGGCCCAUCUGCACCUAUCGUCUCCUACCUGAGCGCAUAUAGGUACUGUCGCAAUGCUCAAUCAAUUCUGCAGGAGGGCUAUCACAAGUACAAGGUCUUCCGUGUCUCCCUUGUGGACCGAUGGGUGGUGGUUGUGAGCGGCGCGGACAUGAACGAGGAGCUCCGCAAAGUACCUGACACUCACGUCUCCUUUCAAGAAGCUGCAGAUGAUCUCAUUCAGUUGAAAUAUACAAUUGCUCCGGAUGUUAACGAACAUCCGAUUCAUACGCCUGUAAUUCGUGGACCGCUCACACGUAACCUGGGCGCAUUGUUCCCUGACGUCGUGGAUGAGAUCAACGUCGCCUUCCCAGAGCUCAUGCCACCGGCUGCUAAACGUGGUGACUGGGUUGCCGUGUCGGUGCGCGAUACCAUGGGGCGCAUUGUUUCCCGCGCAAGCAAUCGUAUAUUCGUGGGCCUACCAUUGUGCCGCAAUCCAGACUACCUGAAGACCGUCGUGGAAUUCGCAUUCUCUGUAGCCAAGAGUAGGACCAUCAUAAAUGCCGCACCGGCUGUCUUCCGACCCAUUGUGGGACACUUCCUGCCUUGGGCUAAGCGUGCGGUUCGGAAUGCCGGAGUGCAUGUGAAGCCAUUGAUUCGCCUGCGCGUCUCCAAAAUGCAGGAUGCCGGUGACGAUCAGACAGACAAGUCGUGCGACUAUCUCAUGUGGCUUAUUGAAGAGGCCCAGAAGACCAAGCAGAACUUGGAUAUCGUUGUUCAAGGCAUCCUGGUCUCUAACUUCGCUGCCAUCCACACGUCGAGCAACAGCAUCACGCAUUCGCUCCUCAAUCUUGCCGCAUACCCCCAACACGUGCAGCCACUCCGUGAAGAGAUCGAAGGCAUCAUCAAGGAAUACGGUUGGACCAAGGAAGCUAUCGGCAAAAUGUGGAAGCUAGACAGCUUCAUGAGGGAGUCGCAGCGCCUGAGUGGUAUCUCUGGCAUUUCCGUGAUGCGCAAGGUCCUGCAAGAUAUCACGUUGUCUGAUGGCACGUAUCUGCCAAAAGGAACCCUCGUCGUUGCUGCGGCCUUUGCGACUCACACCGACGAGAGGUACUAUGAGAACCCCGAGGUGUUUGAGCCGUUCAGAUUCUACGACAUGCGCACCGAGAACGACGCGCUCCGCAAACAAUACGUGAACACCUCCAGAGAGUUCAUCACCUUUGGUCACGGCAAGCACGCUUGUCCCGGCCGCUUCUUCGCUGUCAACGAGCUCAAGGCGAUGAUGGCAUACAUCAUUCUACACUAUGACGUGAAGCUCGAGGAGGGCGUCUCCAGGCCGGAGAACGUGUGGAUCUGGCACAAUAUUUCACCGGCGAGUACAAAGGUGCUUUUCCGCGAACGCCAGUCGAAGGUACAGUGAGGUCAUGCUCUGUACCUGGCGCAGUGUUUGUGAUGUAGUUCUAUCUUACCCUCAUGCUUGAAUAUACCAUUGUGCUCGUCGUUCCUAGACACAGGGCACCGGUGCCAG